ACAGAACAUAAGAGUGACAGUUUCAAAUAAUGGCGGCAGAUGUUGAUACAAGAAUAAAUACCAAUACGUGGACAAUGUUGUUUCCAAUAGUAAUAAACUUAAUAAUGUCAAUUAUUUGUUACAUGGUAACUGUACGGUUAAUUCCCAAAGUUAAAGACAUGUUUAUAAAGGCGAAUUUGUUUGGAAUUGAUAUGAGCAAAACCACUAGUGAAAAAGUGCCAGAAUCCUUGGGGGUUGUUACAGGAUGCACUUUUUUGAUAACCAUGUUCUUGUUUAUACCGAUUCCUUUUGGAAAUAGCCUUUUUAAUGGGGAUUUUCCUCACGAUGAGUUUGUGGAGUUAAUGGCAGCCCUCCUCUCAAUAUGCUGUAUGCUUCUACUAGGCUUCGCGGAUGAUGUCUUGGACUUAAGAUGGCGCCACAAGCUAUUGCUCCCAACUAUAGCCUCUUUACCAUUGCUUAUGGUAUACUAUGUAAACUUCAACUCCACAACAAUUAUAGUUCCCAAGCCGUUUAGAGAAACUUUAGGAUUUUCUGUGGAUAUAGGAAUUAUCUACUACAUUUACAUGGGUAUGCUGGCUGUUUUUUGCACGAAUGCAAUUAAUAUUUUGGCUGGCGUGAAUGGAUUGGAAGUGGGACAAAGUGUAGUUAUUGCUGUGUCAAUUAUGAUUUUUAAUGUGAUUGAGUUAUCUGGUUCCUUGUGGAAAGCUCAUCAGUUUAGCUUAUAUUUUAUGCUGCCAUACAUUGGAACUACAGUGGCUCUUCUCAAACAUAAUUGGUAUCCUUCAAAGGUGUUUGUUGGCGACACAUUCUGCUACUUUUCUGGAAUGACUUUUGCAGUGGUCGGCAUUUUGGGACACUUCAGCAAAACGACGCUCCUUUUCUUCAUACCUCAGGUAUUCAAUUUCCUGUACUCGUCACCGCAACUCUUCAAAUUGAUACCUUGUCCGCGACACCGCUUGCCCAAGUUCAACUCGAAGACUGAUAGAUUAGAAAUAAGCACCACCCUGUUUAAGUACAGCGAACUGAACAUCCUCGGUAAGUUUGUCGUCCGAUUUUUCAGGAUGUUCAGGUUGAUUCAGUGGAAAGAGACCGACGGCCUCAUCAUCACCAACAAUUUCACCCUGAUCAACCUGGUUUUAUUCUAUUUGGGGCCUCUGCACGAGGCCAAGCUCACGACAAUCCUGAUCACCAUACAGGUGGUUUGUUCGGUAAUAGCGUUUACUAUUAGGUACCCUCUAGCCUCGUACUUUUACGAUGUUUAGAUCGACAAUUUUUUUUUAAUUACCAAAGUACAAAGUGGUGCAAAUAGCGAUAACACAAAAAAUAUUUUAAUUUUUUCCCCGAAUGCAUUUAAUUAUCUAUGUAAGGUACUAAAGACUUUAUUUUUAAUUGUAUUUUGUAAAUAUAUUUUAAUGGUUUAAACUGUGUUUAGUAAACCUAUGGACCGGAUUUUAUGCACGGCGUAGAUAGUGAUUUUUUUUUAGUAAGUGGUUAAUUAGGUUAAUAUGUCACCUCAAAUACAUUACUUAAUAAAUAUUUCGCAAUUAAUCUAAAUUAUAGAAAAAAUCACUAUGCAUAGAUAAAAAUAAAAACCAAUUUUAAUAAUUACUAACUUUGUUAAGGCUGUGCUUAUAUUAUAUAAAUACUUUUCCAUACUAACGAAUUUAUAGGUUUAAUGGUUUAUUUUUAAACUUGAAUUUUCUAUUAAAUUUAAAAUAUUUUGAGGCCAAUCAUCACUCUAGAGAUAAUUGACAAAGCACGUUAUUUUUAUUAAGUACUAGUACUAUAUUAUAAUGUGUAUGUAAAUAUAAAAUAAUCUAUAUUUAA
Messenger RNA from Brassicogethes aeneus, 1827 nucleotides. NCBI's taxonomy places the organism in Eukaryota, Metazoa, Arthropoda, Insecta, Coleoptera, Nitidulidae. The record is from the annotation of a GenBank genome assembly.